Molecule: messenger RNA, 846 nt
Organism: Cynara cardunculus var. scolymus (artichoke)
Lineage: Eukaryota; Viridiplantae; Streptophyta; Magnoliopsida; Asterales; Asteraceae
Exons: 3
Coding region: 215-745 (176 amino acids)
Source: RefSeq, a predicted model, not a curated record
GCAUCCGAUGCUUCUUUUCGAGUGAUACACAUCGCCAUUUCUCCGAUCCUUCAACUCUUCAACGAUUUGCUCACGAACAACCUCCGAUUCUUCAACAUCUUCGUAUUUUCAAUCAUCUGGUUGUCAUUUAUUCCGUAGAAGGUUUUUCUCCCUCACGCCGUGGCCAUACUCGAUCUCCGCGCCCCAAAGGGUCUCAACUUUCAAGAAUUUGCAAAUGGAAGCCAUCGGAAAACCGAAAAUUGGUAGUUUGUUGGAUAAAAUCCAGCCACCGCGUCUAGAAGACGCAGGCCUUGAGGACUGUGCACUUCCCCCGGAUUCCAUACAAGAAGCAUUCCUCAAGGCUGCAACCGCCGUCCGCUCACGUAUCUUCCAUGCCUCAGACGACGAAUCAGAAGGAGAUUGCAUUAAUGAUCCAUGGCCCACCAUUGGAUCACCAGUUGAUAAACUCGUUGGAAUCACAACCGAGGAGGAUCCUCCAGGCGCUUGUGCUCCAAAGAAAGGCGGUGAGUUACCGGAGAUGACCGGAGACGAGGUGGUGACUGGUGGAAGGGAGGGUAUUCCAGACAAGGUGGUGGAACCGGAGGUGCCGGAUGAAAGGGAGAAAUCGUGUGUUGAUGGACUACAAGGAUUGAAGAUCGGAGAGAGAAAAAAUAUCGGAGGGAAGAAGUCUGAAACUGAGAAGGAAUCAAAGAAAGAUGAAGAAGAAGAGGAGGAAAGGGCUGUUCUGGUUGAAGUUUGUAUAUGAUGAUUGGAAAACGUUUACUAAACUUUAUGCUUCUGGUAGUUGUAAUUUCUGUAUAUGUGAAUUCAAUGGCGAUGUUAUGGGAGACAUGAUGAUCUGAGAUA